This is a messenger RNA of Ipomoea triloba (trilobed morning glory), 2875 nucleotides long. Its product is annotated as chitinase-like protein PB1E7.04c. The transcript has 7 exons. The record is from RefSeq and is a predicted model, not a curated record. Lineage: Eukaryota; Viridiplantae; Streptophyta; Magnoliopsida; Solanales; Convolvulaceae. The coding region runs from base 849 to 2654 and encodes 601 amino acids. Gene Ontology annotation, molecular function: microtubule binding.
AAAAUAGAGAAACUCAAUCCUUUUUACAUUAUUAGUAACCGGUCUAGUGCUACUAGGAUACAAAAUAGGACCAGUUUUCUUGAUCAACUCUGCAUGGGAUAUUUAUUUGUUGAGCUCUGUCUAUUCCGUUUGCCUAUUUGGGCCAAUCUUUACGACCCAAAUCUCCAUGUUGACGGGUCGGCCCAAUGACCUCGAGAUAACUCAACCGGUCAACUGGAUAUGCAUAUGACAUAUCCAUCAUUAAUCUAUGGAUUGUAAAGAUUGGAAUUUUGAUUUUUUUAUUUUUUAUUUUGGAUCGGAAGGGGAUCCCUAGUGUUGUAAAAACUCAACACCUCGCAUCAUGGAAGUGAGGUGUUGGCACACUCAUUUCAUCGUCAGUCAUGGCCUAUUAGACGCAACAAGGGGAAGCUCUACAGUCGAUCCAACUAUUGGAGCACUAGGUUGCUUGUUUCGUGAGGAUGUCGGUUGCUUUAUUUUGUUCUCGAAACAUAUGUCGAAGAGUCACUGUUUAAUUUUUACUCGACUAUUUCCUAGAGCUCUCAAUGACACUCUUGAUGGGGUGAUGUUUUCCUUGAAUUAGUUGAAUCCAAUCGGUAGCCAUCUGCAUGUCGCUCUGAAUUUCCAUUCUAUUGAUACCCCUAUGUCACACCCAUUUAAGGCCUUUGUUGAUAGCCCAACAUUCCACAUAAUCUGCAUGGGGUGCUCUCAUUUUGUACAUGAAACCUCCCAUCCAGGUACCAUUGUUGUCUCAAAGAAUACCUCCGUAGAACCCCCAUGGUGAGGUUCCUAUCAUGAUUGUCAUCCAUUUUGGUAGUAGAGUCAGUUGCGGAUGAUAUUAUUCUGCAAAAAUGCAAUUCGAAACGAAGAAGAAGAAGAAGAAGACGAGUUUCAGUUACAAAGUUGUGGGUGAAAAUCUGAAGCUGAUUGAUAUAUCUUCAGAGGACGAUUUCCUUAUCGCUUCCCCUUUGUUUGAUUCUCUUGAAGACCUUCGACUUUCAGUGACGUGGGAUAAUAGUAAGGAGAAUGAGGGUUCCAAGGUUUCAGGCAAUGGAACUUCUUCCAGGAGCAGUGCUGCAGAAGAACUGUUGCAGAGACAACAGAGCAAGCCUUCAUCAAUGGAGUCUGGAAGACCUAGUUACUUGAGAAAAAGUUUGGCUUGGGAUAAGGCUUUCUUCACUAGUGCUGGAGUCUUAGAUGCUGAUGAAUUAUCACUCAUAAGCAAUGGAGCCUGUCAGCUGUCUGAAACUCAACAAGAUGUCCGUGCAAGAAGACCAGAAGGCAGUUCAAAUGAUGAUCAUCUCUCUGUUAACAGCAUUUUAUCCUCCAAGGAAGAUGGAAUCAGUUCUGGGAAUAUGAUCAAGUCUGCAACAGCUUCCAAAAGGGAUCCAAUCAAUAUUCCAAGAUUGGAGAGAACUAAAACCAAGAUUAAUGGAGAGUUCAGCUUGCAGUCGGUCAAGCCGCCUAAGGUAUUGACGACAAAGAUGAAAAAUAAUGUUUCUUCUGGGCACAGAAAAACAGGUUCAGUUGGGGGUUUCCAUGCCAAAAUGCAAGAACCGAAGACAGCUAGAACUGCACAAGCUUUGUUGGCUCCAAAGAAAUCUGCUUCUGGGACUGGGAGUUCAUGUAGUACAGUUCGAUUUUCAUCAUCAACUCCAACAGUUUAUUCGUCUGUUUCUUCCAUACCCAAACGUGAUUCGUCCACAAAAGCUUCUUCUUCUUCUUCAACCAUUCUGAAAAACAAGUCAGGAUCCAGAAAGACUAAACUCUGUACCUCUGUUUCAACCUCACUUGGAACCACACAUCUGAAAAAUCUCAUCAGUUUCUCAAUCCCAAACCAACCUCAAUACAAAUCUCCUCCUGCAAGCUCCACCAAGGCUGCAGUGGCAACAUCUCCCAUUCAUGGCACUCCAACAGCUUCUAACUUGAGCAACCUGCAAACUCCACGCUUCAUUUCUCAGGAAACAAUAUCCACACCGAGUCAACUCGGUGAACAAGCAGUAUUAUUGGGACCUGCUGCUUCUUCUGCAGCAUCCUCUGGGAAACCUUCCAGUCUUCGUCUCCCAUCUCCAAAGAUUGGCUUCUUUGAUGAGGUGGGGCCAAAAGCAAGUAGAGUGUUGAAGUUUGAAAUAGGAAAGGCAAGCAAACGGUGUGCAGAAGAAGGCAAAUCUGCAGGGAAAGCUCUGAAGCCUCAAGCAGCUAAAACUCCGGUCGGAACCGGUAAACUGAAGAAUAAUGUUUCAACUCCUCAUCGUCAGCUCCGAAGCUGUGCAUCUUUCAGGCUAGCGAGCAAACACGGCGGCAUCCACUCUCCGGAGUGUGACCGUGAAAUCUUCUGCAAGUCGAGGAAACUGGGCGCCGGGGAACACGAAAGGAGAAGCGUCGAGGUCGGAAGUGGCGCCGCCGUUAAAUCAAGAAAGAAAAGGGCAGGAGAAGUUAGCGAUUUAAGCAGGCGGUUGGAGCUCAUUGAUUUAUGGGAUGACCUGAAGAUAGACUGUCAAUGGCGGCAACCUCACGGUGAAAAAUCUGCAGAAUCUCCUUUCUGUUCAAGAACUCCCCUUGCAGAUAAAACUCGUAUCUGCAACGUGGAGACGAAGAAAACGGAGAAGCCUCUAUCUUUCCCAUCUUCACAAAGCACUGAUAAAGAGAACAUCUGAGCUCUCUGUGCAGUGGAUUCAUCACACAAUUUUAAUUAGUUAUGUUUUUUAAUUUGCUUUUGUUUGUGGAUUUGGAAUUCCAAACUCUUGCUCCAAUUUCGAUCAUAGAUUAAUGAGACAUACACAACAAUUAACAAUUAUGGAUCAACCAAUUCAACGCAAAGAAAAGUGCAGUCUUGCUUUAAUUUCAUACUGGAGUAAAUUUACAAAGAAAAUAAUGA